Messenger RNA from Seriola dumerili (greater amberjack), 4059 nucleotides. RefSeq names its product cell adhesion molecule 4 (gene cadm4). Gene Ontology annotation, cellular component: cell-cell contact zone. The transcript is spliced from 9 exons. Gene Ontology annotation, biological process: regulation of Rac protein signal transduction; regulation of wound healing; negative regulation of peptidyl-tyrosine phosphorylation. Gene Ontology annotation, molecular function: vascular endothelial growth factor receptor 2 binding. The coding region runs from base 2385 to 3695 and encodes 436 amino acids. NCBI's taxonomy places the organism in Eukaryota, Metazoa, Chordata, Actinopteri, Carangiformes, Carangidae. The record is from RefSeq and is a predicted model, not a curated record.
UACCACAUUUGGAUUAUAGCUAUUUUCAUAGACCAACAGGAAAGAAGUGAAGCAAAAGGAAGGACACAUUUGUGGGGAAUAACUAGCUGCUAUGCACUGACUGGAGGACUGAAGGAAGAGGAGGGGGAAAGAGGACAGAACGGAUUAAACUAAACACAAUUUGAGGAGAUCAGUUUGAACAAGUAAAUGCGCUUUGUUUUCCACCCGUCUGCUGCCAGGCCCCAGAACUGCCAGACCCGAGCUACUGGUGUACACCGACACAGAGUAAUUUUCUCAGCGUCAGCCAGUUGACGGGUGAAGUCAGAGCCGUGGGGAAGAUUGGCGAUGAUCCGCUUUCGGCUUUGCCAGAAGUGUCAGGGCCGUCGCCAUUAGAGUUCAUUGUGUUUGCAGUGGCACAGGGAGUGAGAGAGCGGGGCAGUGUGUAGUAAUCUAAGGAUGACACCCGCACUUUAGUCCAUCAGAUAGUGUUCAGUGAGGUGUGUCUUGCAGCUCAUCACGCUUUGUCUCUACACUGCAAACACAUACACGUGCACACACAUAAAACACGCGUACUUACACAUGCAAACACACCACAGCUACACACUCUCGGAGACGGAUGACGCAUUAGGUCCCUGACAAUCGGCAGGAACUCUGUCCGGACCUUAAACGUAGCAGGUUCUCAGAUCAGUGUGUAUGAGUGAGCGUGUGUCUGGAGUGCACCCAGGCGCUGACUGCAUCCAGUGGAGCAUGUUGGAAAGGAAGAGUUAGGCAGGUCGAUGCUGCACGAUUAUACUGUCUGAUAGCCUGUGAUUAUUCUGAGGAGUCUGAAAAUUACCAUGUAAAAUCACUGUCCGUUUACGCUACAGUGUAUACAUGAUAGCAUAUCGAAAGAGCUCUGGCAUUCAAGCGAAUAAUGGUAGACACCUUGUGAGAAUAAUGUGCUAGUCUCUGGAGUAAAAUAGCAGACCAAAAAGUGUAAUAUCAGAAACUAAAGCGUAGUACCGCAGUUUGCCCAAACCCUUUUCCAGUUGGUUAUUCUACACAGAGCAGGCACUUCCACUCUCUGUCUUUAUAGAGCGGCACUUGAGCUCAGUGGAUUUUAUUUAACCUUAGCUAUCUCCAGAUGAGUUGCAGUGAGAUGGUGUCUCCUUCUCUCCAGAGGCCUGCCCGGUUCAGUUAAUAGCUCAAAGGAACAUUGACUUCCGCCUGCCAAUUUUGUCGGGUGAGAAGUGCUGAAAACCUUGUUUGACUCAUUAAAAUAAAAUCUGUUUGAAUGAAUAUUGUUGCCCCAGAUUUCUCUUGUCCUCCAGGGCACAGCAACGUAGGUAGCUCCAUUUCAUAAGUUGGCAUUCAGUCAACAUCAGUGGAGAUAAACCUCACUUGCUUGGCGAGACAGUUUCCCGGCCUGUAUCUGAUUGAAAUAUAGUAUUAUUGAUCUUUUCUGUUCUUUUCUUUGAGCAGUGCGGUUUGACCUACAGUAGAGAAGCAGUCUAUUUGUUGUUGUGGUUAGUUCUGUGGGUGGUUUUCUGGGCACCUGGUGCUCGGAACUAGCUUAGCGCUGAGUUUGACACUGCAGCGUGGAGAUGAUGAUCAGUAAAUGAAGUUGUUCCUUGUUUGGUUAGUUGGAUAGCUGCCAUUACUGACGACCAUUGCUCGUAAACAGUAAAGUGUUGCAGGUCUGCUUUGGUCACGUUGGGUAUUGCUUUUUCCGGCUUAUUGAUCUGAGGGUCUUGGGCUUUGGUCUUAGGCUCAGAGCACUGUGGUAGUAAAUAGCUCCCCUUGCCGUGUUUGCUUUGUUGUCAUUUUGCUUAGAUGGGACUGAGCCCCUGUACUGCUUUGUAGGAGCAAAGCUUCUGCACUGUAUGGAUUUAAGACACUGCAUGUUGUAAGUUAUUUCUAAGCAGCACAUGGUGUUAAAGUCAACAGUGGAACAUUUUUGUUGCUCUAAGCUCAUUUCUAUGUGCAUUGUGAUGGAGUGUCUAAAUCACUAGCUCUGGCCAGACUUCUGUGUAUUGCGUUCAAGCCCUGGCUACAAUUCAAUUCUAUGUUAUUCUUUUGCAGCUAAAGCAGUUUUUCUUUGCAUGCGUUGUGAUGCAGUGUAGCAAAUAAGAGUCCUUUCUUAAAGCGUCCUCCUCAAACAACGAAUUCUGUCUGAUUGCACUGAAGUAAAGCUGGGCAGUUAGUGUGUGCACGUGCCUGCAGCAUUGCAGAGAACAAAUCAGUGUGUGUGUGUAUGUGUGUGUGUGUGGACUAGUUUGUCUGUAGCAGUGCAGGCAGGGUCACAGAGGACCCAUUGAUCAAACGUGCACAUCCACGCACACACACACACAGACACACACACACACACAUAGACAGAAAGAUACGUUCACACACACACACACACACACACAGCCUCUCAAUACACAAUGAGGCCUGUCCAGAGCUCUGUCCUCUGCCGCCUCCUCCCUGCCCCCUUCGCUCUGGCCCUGCGCAGCCUGGUCCUGGUCCUGCUCUGCAUCACUCCUCAUUGUCAGGCGGUGCAGGCGGAGAAUGUCACAGUCUUGGAGGGCGGUACGGCCCAGAUCUCCUGCCGCCUGCAGAACUACGAUGGAUCCAUCGUGGUCAUCCAGAACCCCCGCCGGCAGACCCUUUUCUUCAACGGCACGCGAGCACUGAAGGACGACCGUUUCCAGAUGGUGCUCUUCACGCCACGGCUGGUGCGCAUCGAGUUGACCAACGUCAGCGUGUUUGACGAGGGCGGUUACUUCUGUCAGCUCUACACGGACGCCACGCACCACCAGGUGGCGACGCUUUCUGUCCUGGUGCCGCCGGAGACGCCCACGGUGGACGUGAAGCAGGAGGCCGUGGAGGGCGGAGAGGUAGAGCUCACCUGUGUGUCGCCACGCAGCAAGCCGGCUGCCACCCUGCGCUGGAUGCGUAACGGCCGGGAAAUACCAGGUGUAGUGUCCCAGCAGGACAACGGGAAGACCUUCAGCGUCUCCAGCACCAUCCGGAUCCCGGUAGAAAGGAAAGACAAUGGGGCGGCGCUGAGCUGCGAGGCGUUCCACCCGGCACUGGGCACACAGAGGAGGGUUCGGCACUACCGCCUGGAUGUGUAUUUUGCACCCACAGUGAGAAUUGUUCCUCCUUCUGGCAUUUUGCGAGAGGGCGACUCGCUUAGCCUCACCUGCUCCGUCAGUGGAAACCCUCUGCCCAGGAACAUUCAGUGGUCCAAGAUCAACGACACCUUGCCUGAGAGGGCUGAGAUUUCUGGCCCCACCUUCCAGAUUUCCCGUCUCAGCCAGUCACACAACGGGACAUACUUGUGCCAGGCCCAGAACAACUUUGGACGUGCUGCUGAUCAUUACACCCUACUGGUGUAUGAUAAUGUGUCAGUCACUACCACGGUCCCUCCCACUCCUACUUCCACCCAACCACUCACCUCCCAUCCCGCAACCCAAACCCUGCUAACACGCAGCGUCGCCUUGGACCCGAAAGAUCCCGGUGCAGUGGUAGAGACUCACAGUGCAGUACCAUAUGCAGUGAUAGGUGGCGUUCUGGCACUGCUGGUUUUCACCGUCAUCUGUGUCCUCAUUGUCACCAUCUGGUGCUCUGUCCGACAGAAAGGUUCCUAUCUUACCCAUGAGGCCAGUGGGUUGGAUGAACAUGGUGAGGUGCAGGAGGCCUUCCUUAAUGGGAACGACGCCAGCCAGGGCAAGAAGGAGUACCUACUGUAGCCCUUUUCCUUCCUUAUCCCCUUCUCUUCUGACCUCAACCCCCUACCCCUUCCUCUCCCUGUCUCCCCCCUUAUAUACAGUAUAUACACACACACACACACGCACUCUCACACACACACACACACACGCGCGCACACACACACUUCUAUACAACACGCCAUAUAGGCGGCCUUCUGAAAACGACUGUAUACAGAUACUGCACACAGCCAGUCCAUCCCAUGCCAUUCCACCCCAUAUCCUCCACACACACACACAGACACACACACACACACACACAAACCCAGAGACAGAUUGAGAAAAAGAGAGCCUGUAUACCCACCAGCCAUUAACGACGUGUGCCAUAUACUGUAAGUCAGAGAAACGA